Aspergillus ibericus CBS 121593 is the source of this 589-nucleotide messenger RNA. RefSeq lists its product as uncharacterized. The transcript has a single exon. The record is from RefSeq and is a predicted model, not a curated record. Bases 105 to 464 code for a protein of 119 amino acids. NCBI's taxonomy places the organism in Eukaryota, Fungi, Ascomycota, Eurotiomycetes, Eurotiales, Aspergillaceae.
CACGUGACCAGGCGCGCAGUCACGGGGACCGUACCGGACAACGCGGAGCACAUGACUCCUAGACCCGGAGACGCGCCUCAGUCAUCGGCGAGGCUAUACUUUGUAUGAAUGAACCGUAUACUUCCUUACGCAGGGGACAACAGGAACUCAGGGCGCCGCCAGGGUUGGUUCCCCAUACCCCAUACCCAUCCAAGCCGGCUGUGCAAAUUGCAUACAUAGUUUCGGACGGUCCAAGAGCGAGCCUGCGCGAGUUGAGUGGUGGAGCUCUCGACCCUUGUCGGCGCCUAUCGAACGCGUCUCGGGCUGUAAGCGUGCAUUUCCGCGCUGGAAGGACCAGACGCUCCGUUCCGGCAGGCAUUCCACCACACACCAUCCUUUCACCCUUUUCUUCAAUGUUUCUCGUUUUUGCCUGGUCGUCUCCAGUUCGUGCCUCCCAACCUCCUGGCCCUCGUCUUGGGGGGUGAAGCCUCAAAGUUCCUUCCCUUUCAUCCUUGACACGCUUCAUCUUUUUGUCUUUCUCUUUCCUUCGGGGACUCUCUCGUGAAUCGUUCCAUAGACUAGACAUUCCUCCCCUAACCUUGUCUCGACG